AUGCCUAGCAUACCGCCCCAAUCGCUCAUUGUCGUCACCGGCAUCACAGGCUACAUCGCGAGCCACGUUGGACUCGCAGCACUCCAGGCCGGACAUCGCGUACGCGGAACCGUGCGCGACCUUAAACGUGCUGAAGAGCUCAGGAACGCGUAUGCGAAACAAGGCGUCGACAUCACCAAGCUCGAGUUCAUCGUCGUAGACGACAUCACCAGUGGUACACAGCUAGCAAACGCAAUCAAGGGUGUGGACGGCGUCGCCCAUGUCGCCUUGCCGGGCGACCUCCUCGACACCUCGGACGACAUGCCGCAUCGUGCGGUCAAGGCAGUUGUCGCACUGCUCCAAGCCUCCGCAAAUGAACCGUCUAUAAAGCGUAUUGUGUUCACCUCUAGCUCGGUCGCGAGCUACGAGCCACCGGCCCUCUUCCCAGAGCCGGUAACGGAUAAGAAUUGGAACGAUGUGGCUUUCCAGGCCUGGGAGAACGCCACAGCAGAGGACAAGACGAAGCCUGCGUGGGUCUGGAUACGUUACGCAGCCACAAAGAUCCUGUCUGAGAAGGCAGCGUGGAAAUGGGUGGAGGAGAACAAGCCACCCUUCGACAUUGUGACUAUUCUGCCAAAUGCAAACUUCGGACCUGUUCUUUACGGUGGUGCUCGUUCGACCGUUGCCUGGAUCCACUCCUUCCUGAAAGGCGAUAAUGAGUUUACACAACUUGUCGGACCUCAAUGGUUCAUCGACGUUCGCGAUGACGGCCGCCUGCACGUCGCCGCGCUCACCAACCCCUCGCUUAGCGGUAAGCGCAUAUGGGGCGUGGCAGAACCGACCGGGUGGAACCAGAUCCUUGCUAUCCUACGUAAGAACUUCCCAGAUGCCAACGUUGCACCCGAUCUCGUCGGCGAGCCUGGCGAGCCUACUAAGCAGAAGAUCGAGAACACGGUGGCGACGGAGGCGUUGGGUGGCUGGAUCGGUUUAGAGCAGUCGCUAGUUGACACGGGAAAGAGUCUUGGGUUCUGA
This is a messenger RNA of Postia placenta MAD-698-R-SB12, 1011 nucleotides long. RefSeq lists its product as hypothetical. Gene Ontology annotation, molecular function: oxidoreductase activity, acting on the CH-OH group of donors, NAD or NADP as acceptor. The record is from RefSeq and is a predicted model, not a curated record. NCBI's taxonomy places the organism in Eukaryota, Fungi, Basidiomycota, Agaricomycetes, Polyporales, Adustoporiaceae. The transcript is spliced from 3 exons. Bases 1 to 1011 code for a protein of 336 amino acids.